Molecule: messenger RNA, 1023 nt
Organism: Aureobasidium musti
Lineage: Eukaryota; Fungi; Ascomycota; Dothideomycetes; Dothideales; Saccotheciaceae
Source: the annotation of a GenBank genome assembly
GUCAUGGAUGGUGAUCCGGCUGUCGAGUCGCAGCUGGAUGGCUUCAGUCUGGUGCUACCGCUGCCAUAUCGUGUUGCUCUGAUCAUCGUUUUGGAAGCCAGUGGCUCAUUGUAUUCACAUAGNGACGUACCAUCCCUUAUUCGUUAUCCCGCUCGUAACUCUCCCACCGAACCGCCGCAUCACCUCUCUACAUAUCGCCUUGCGACUAUCCUUACGAUUCCUCUCGCUUUCUCGUUGUUCCUCUUCUGGAUCAUCACGCAAGGCAACCCUGCCUCAGUCGCAAGUUGGGAAAUCCUACCCAAUCUAUACCUGCUCGUACUCGUACUUGCAUUCAUUCUGCCGAUCCAGCGCGUCUCACGCAGUGGCCGCUACCGUACCCUCGCUACUCUCAAGCGCGUCAGCAUAGGUGGUUUGGCUNNGGAAGCCCACGAUGGAAAAUUCGGAGAUGUUCUGAUGGCCGAUGUCUUGACAAGUUAUGCAAAAGUUAUGGGAGAUUUGUUCAUUGCGCUCUAUAUGUUCUUCUCGACGGGCAGGAGCUCAACAGAGAAGCCGGAUCGUCAAGCCGGAGGUUCAUACUUGGUUCCGUUCAUCAUUGCUAUUCCUAGCAUGAUCCGUCUGAGACAGUGCUUGAUUGAGUACUUCAGAGUCCGCAAGGCAAACGCAAAGGCAGGAGGCAUUGGGUCUCAUGGAUGGGGUGGUCAACAUUUGGCGAACGCUCUCAAGUACUCUAGUGCUUUCCCCGUGAUCAUCCUCAGCGCUUUGAUGAGAGGAUACGACCCAGCAAAGAUUGGCAUGUCCGAGGCUGGACUGUUCCGUCUAUGCUUUAAGCUCUCUCCACACUUGGACCACUUCAACGAUUUGGAAGGCGGCAUCUUCGUGAUGGAAUUGCUUGAGGUUCUUCGACGCUGGAUCUGGAUCUUCUUCCGUGUCGAGACUGAAUGGGUGCGCAACACUCGUGGUCCUGCACCAGACGAAAUCCUCCUUGGUGACNNUUUCCCCCCUAACAAGAUAGACGAAGAUUAA